UCUGUGAAACGCGGCCGCCCGGACUGUAUUCAGAGGAGCACAUGGGACCGGAAGUGAAGCGCACAUGUGAAGAUGGGGAAACAGAGGAAACCUGGGCAGCAGAAAGCAGGAUUUAAAAACAGACAGAAUAAAUGUGCUGUUGUGUUCGAUGAGAAAGAGAGACAGGAGUUCCUCACUGGGUUCCACAAGAGGAAGGUGGAGAGGCGCAAAGCGGCGGUGGAGGAGAUCAAGAACAAACUGAAAGAGGAGCAGAAACGACUAAGAGAGGAGAGACAUAAAGAAUACCUGAAGAUGCUGAAGGAGAGAAAGGAGGCUCUCGAAGAUGCAGAUGAACUUGAUGAUGUCGUCACCUCGACUACAGAGUCCCUGCAGUACGAUCACCCAAACCACACGGUUACCGUGACGACCAUCAGUGACCUCGACCUGUCCGGAGCUCGACUGCUGGAGUCUCUGAGCAGCCAGGCAGCAGGAGCGAGUGAUGGUGAUAAAGGUGAAGGUGAUGAAGAGGAGAAAAUAGAAGCAUUACCCAGGAAAGCUGGAAACCCUCUCCUGUCUAAAAAGAUCCAGUCUCUGUCAGCAUCGCUUCACUCCUUCACCAAACAGAAGAAGAGAAAAGGUAAAGCGGACACUAGGUGGCGAAAUCAGCAGAGCGACAGGAAGUCAUCGGUUGCCAUGGGCAACAAGCAUCGCCUCGGCAAGACAACAAAGAAGCAGCGACGGAAGAGAACGGGUCUGAGAGGGCGGAGUCAGGACUGAGGAGCUCCUGAGGAUCUUCAUUACAAACCAAAUAACAACCAGAAGAUGUGAAGAAACCAAAUCGAACCGUUUACAGAACCUGCAGAGACGUCCCUCAGUACCGCUGCCGUACCGCUCAGAACUCCUCCAGCGGUUCUGGAACCUGGUUCUGACCUGCUGAUUCACCACACCACAGUCUAACACGGGUCAGGGGUGUGGCCUGUUGUCAUGGUAACCGGGGAAGCUACAAAUUUAAAUCCUGAACUCGAGAGUGUGUGUGUGUGUGUGUGUGUGUGUGUGUGUGUGUGUGUGUGUGAGAUGUGCUCUGAAUGAAAUGACAUUCUAAAUGAAAGUGUGUGUGUGUGUGUGUGUGUGUGUGUGUGUGUGUGUGUGUGUGUGUGUGUGUGUGUUUACACACGUCUCUUAAACAGGAUCUCAAACACUUGUUCAGUUUUAAAUAAAUAAAUAAAUAAAU
Molecule: messenger RNA, 1210 nt
Organism: Silurus meridionalis
Lineage: Eukaryota; Metazoa; Chordata; Actinopteri; Siluriformes; Siluridae
Gene: nol12
Product: nucleolar protein 12
Exons: 6
Coding region: 73-756 (227 amino acids)
Cellular component (GO): nucleolus
Molecular function (GO): RNA binding
Source: RefSeq, a predicted model, not a curated record